Messenger RNA from Didymodactylos carnosus, 951 nucleotides. The record is from the annotation of a GenBank genome assembly. NCBI's taxonomy places the organism in Eukaryota, Metazoa, Rotifera, Eurotatoria, Philodinida, Philodinidae.
AUGAGUGAAACAGCUCUUAUUAAACAUUUUACUGAAUUAUCAACAUCUCAACAAAGUGUAGAAACAAUCUCACUUUUUCUUCUUCAUCAUCGGCGUCAAUCACAAAUAAUCGUUCACGUGUGGGCAAAAGAACUGAUUCGAGCGUCAGCACAGCGUAAAAUAGCGUUUUUGUAUGUUGCGAACGAUGUUAUUCAAAAUGAUAAACGAAAAGGUGGAGAAUUUGUUCGCGCUUUUUUACCAGUAUUAGCCUCAGCUGUCGAACAUAUUACACAUUCAAACGAUAAUACCAACAACAAAACGAGUAAUUUAAAAAUAUCCAAUAACGUUAAUGAUAACGAUGAAAGACUAAAUGUAGAUAAUAGUUCUACGACGAGCAAAACUUUAAAACGUUCAGCUAAUAGCAAAUUCAAUAAUAUGUCAAUAAAGCGACGUCGAAAACUCAAACGCAAACUAUCGCUAAAAGAAGAAACAAGACGUGAUUUAGCGAUGAAUCCAACAGUAAUUCCAAUUGUUGAUGAAUUCGUUAAAAUUCUUCAAGAAUUAGAAAAUUCACCAUCGUCUGAUGCUGUUGUACGUGAAAAAAUAGCUGCUUUGCCUCCAGAAGUCAGCGACAUUAAUUUGUUAAAGACUCUUUGUGAUAAAACAGAGGCAGUGGAACUUUAUCAGAUUGUUACUAAAGCACAUCGAUUAUUAGAUGAAUAUAAUUUACGUUUAGAAAGUGAAUUAUAUUCAAGAAAAUAUACAGCAAAAAUGUUACAAGCUUUUAGUCAAGCACAAGAAAAACAAAUUAUGUAUGAAGAAAAAUUAUAUGGUAAAUAUAAAGUGAAAUUACCAAAAUUAGACUUGAUUCAAGAAGAACUUGAAAAACAUCGUAAAAAUAUGCCCGAUUGUGAGCGAAUACAAGAAGAUCUAACACCAUUACCAAGUGCUGACGAUUUGUUCUCUGAAUAG